CUUAACUUCACCAAUCCUAAAAAGAUCUGAAAUAGUAGACAUUUAGUUGACUUACAUUAACUAAAGCCACUUGUUACGUCAAUUAGUUAGCUACGUUUCUGUAUAUAACCCCAAAUACUAGGCUCUCUUGUUUGAUUCACACUAACUUCUAUACUCCACUCUAGCCAUAAAGAAACAGAGGAAAACCACCGCAAUUAAUUCAAUUGUGCCUUUUCCAAGCUUAGUUCUUUCCUAGUUCUUACUGAUAAUUGCUUAACCAAAUUCUCUCCAAUCCAAGUUUAAUUCUUGUUGAAGCCAAGUAAAAAAAGAAACAUGGAUUUGGAGCAAACAGCACCGAAAGAUUUUCCCUCCCCAAAAAAAUUUGCUCUUCCUGUGGAUUCUGAGCAUAAGGCAACAGUUUUCAGACUGUUCUCAAUUGCUUCACCCCACAUGCGGGCUUUCCACAUUUCCUGGGUCUCAUUCUUCGCCUGUUUCGUCUCCACUUUUGCAGCGCCACCCCUUUUGCCGAUCAUCCGUGACGACCUCAAUUUGACCUCCACGGACAUCGGAAAUGCCGGAAUAGCUGCCGUUUCCGGCGCGGUAUUCGCCCGUAUCGCCAUGGGAACCGCCUGUGACUUAUUCGGGCCCCGGCUCGCUUCCGCAUCCCUCAUCCUGCUCACAGCUCCCGCAGUUUUCUGCACUUCCAUCAUAAACUCCGCGGCUUCCUUCUUCCUGGCCCGUUUCUUCACCGGCUUUUCCCUGGCAACGUUCGUUUCGACCCAGUUCUGGAUGAGCUCAAUGUUUACAGGAAAAGUUGUGGGAACUGCAAACGGGUUGGCGGGUGGAUGGGGAAAUCUCGGAGGCGGGGCGACCCAAUUGAUCAUGCCCCUGGUUUUCUCCGUCAUUCGGGAUAUUGGCUCAACCAAAUUCACGGCCUGGAGAAUCGCAUUCUUCAUUCCAGCCCUUUUCCAGACUUUAUCAGCUUAUGCAAUUUUCUUUUUAGGCCAAGACUUGCCUGAUGGGAAUUACACAGCAUUGCAUAAAUCAGGGGACAAACACAAAGACAGCUUUGGAAAGGUGUUUUACCACGCGGCCACGAAUUACAGGGGAUGGAUUUUGGCAUUGACUUAUGGAUAUUGUUUCGGCGUUGAAUUGGCAGUGGAUAACAUUAUCGCACAGUAUUUUUACGACAGGUUCAACACGAAUCUCCAUACCGCGGGGGUAAUUGCUGCCAGUUUCGGAUUGGCGAACAUAUUUUCGCGGCCCGGUGGGGGGAUGUUAUCCGAUUUGGUGGCGAAAAGGUUCGGAAUGAGGGGAAGACUGUGGGCGCUGUGGAUUGUGCAAACGGUGGGAGGAUUGUUAUGUGUUUUGCUAGGGAAGGUUGGGUCUCUGGCUGGCUCUAUUGCUGUCAUGCUUGUGUUUUCGGUGUUUGUGCAAGCUGCUUGUGGGCUUACUUUUGGAGUUGUUCCUUUCGUUUCCAGAAGAUCGCUGGGAAUAAUAUCCGGGAUGACCGGAGGCGGUGGAAGCGCAGGAGCUGUUGUAACUCAGUUGAUAUUCUUCAGAGGAUCAAGAUACUCGACGGAAACCGGAAUAACACUAAUGGGAGUGAUGAUCAUAGCUUGCACACUCCCAAUUAUGCUAAUAUACUUCCCACAAUGGGGAGGAAUGUUCUGCGGCCCAUCAGGAAAAGGGGUCACGGAACAUGACUACUACAUGAAGGAAUGGAGUGUAGCAGAGAGAGAAGAAGGGUUCCACGAACAAAGCGUUAAAUUUGCAGACAACAGCAGAAGCGAAAGAGGCAGAAGGAUUGAGUCUGUCCCAACCCCUGGCAAUGGCACACCAAAUGCCACUCCAAAUUAAUUCAGUUUGAGUGAACGCAAAGUUAAUCCUUCGGCCUUUUUAAGGAUGUUUUAAGCCUUAAUUCGUACGGUGACUAUAUACUAUGGUCUACUAAUGUGUGUAACAUGAAAUCCUGCAACAAUGUAUGUAAAUGUAGCGAUCUGAUUUUCAUUUCAAUGUUUGGUUUCUUCCCAUUUCCCCUGUAUUUUCCUUUACCGAUUCUUUCAGAUAAGCUUGUACAUUAUGGUUGAUGAGUGGCUCUAUUAAGAGAACACAAUGACUCCAAUUUCAACUGUACCCAAAAGAAACAAAGAAAAGUCCAACAUCAAUGUACUUGUCUUGAUGAUUCUACUGUCACUAAAUUGACCAGUUCUAGACCAUCUUUGUAUAUUGCACCCUGUGUCCCAAAACUAUGGACUAAUCCGAAUUCUAGUGAGGUAAGUUCUUUUCCAGAAG
Molecule: messenger RNA, 2274 nt
Organism: Oldenlandia corymbosa var. corymbosa
Lineage: Eukaryota; Viridiplantae; Streptophyta; Magnoliopsida; Gentianales; Rubiaceae
Source: the annotation of a GenBank genome assembly